AUGGAAGCUGAAAUCAGAACUCAAAUCCCUAACAUUGACCCCGUCCUGUCAGAGUACUCAGCGGGGUACCUUACCCAUGCCGCCAACCAGUUCACUUCCGACUCGGACCCCAAUGCCCCCUCACCGCUCGAGGAAGCUGCUGCCACUGUGAGCGCCCUGCUCCUAUCAGCCUCUGGAGAUCUAUCAAGCCAGAAUGAGACGAGUAUCCAAAACCUUGUUGACAAGUUCAUCUCCCGCCUGAAUGCCGCCAAUGGCACCGACGGCGAGCGCCGCCAGAUGGCACCUUCAGCCAAGAAACUCGACCAGGCUAUCCACGUGGGCUCUUCCAGGAACAUCUCCUCCACGCUAGGUCUCGCUGGUGGCGCCGUUGAUCUCGAGUCUGCCAACACACGUAAAGUCGAAUCCAGAGUCGACCGCAAGAAGCUCGAGAAAGCUGAACGUAAACUCCGUGCUAAGCAAGACCGUAAAGAGUUCAAGAAUGUUGAGUAUGAAGCCUCCCGACUUCUCAACGAGCCCAACGAGGCGCAGAGCUACGAAGAGUUCUACAUGGCCGUCAACCCACUGCAAUUGGGUGACACUGCCUCGAAGAGCAAGGAUAUCAAGAUUGACAGCUUUGAUAUCUCUAUGCCUGGAUUACGUAUCCUUACCGACAGCUCUCUCACGCUCGCAUAUGGCCGUAGAUACGGUCUGGUAGGUCAAAACGGUAUCGGUAAAUCCACUUUGCUUCGCGCCCUUGCUCGCCGUGAGGUCGCUAUCCCUACUCACAUCUCGAUUCUUCAUGUGGAACAGGAGAUUACUGGUGAUGACACUCCGGCGCUGCAAGCUGUCUUGGACGCCGACGUUUGGCGCAAGCAUCUCCUUAGGGAGCAAGAAAAGAUUAGCAAGGAGCUAGCUGAGCUUGAAGAAGAGCGUGCUAAAAUGGCAGAUACUUCUGCAGAUGCCGCCAAGCUCGACACUCAGCGCGAGGGUCUAGAUACUACUUUGAGCGACAUACAUGCCAAGCUCGCCGAAAUGGAAUCAGACAAGGCUGAGUCUCGAGCAGCAAGUAUCCUCGCAGGUCUUGGCUUCUCACAAGAGCGACAGCAAUUCGCGACCAAGACGUUCUCUGGAGGAUGGAGGAUGCGUCUGGCACUUGCACGUGCGCUCUUCUGUGAACCUGAUCUGCUAUUGCUCGACGAACCGUCGAACAUGUUGGACGUCCCCUCUAUCACCUUCUUAGCGAACUACCUUCAGGGUUACCCAAGCACCGUACUUGUCGUAUCCCACGACCGAGCCUUCUUGAACGAAGUAGCAACCGAUAUCAUUCAUCAACACUCUGAACGACUCGACUACUACAAGGGUGGUAACUUUGACUCGUUCUACGCGACCAAGGAAGAGCGUCGCAAGACAGCGGUUCGCGAGUAUGAAAAACAGAUGGCCGAGCGUGCGCAUUUGCAGGCUUUCAUCGACAAGUUCCGAUAUAACGCCGCUAAGUCUUCUGAGGCCCAAUCUAGGAUCAAAAAGCUGGAGAAGAUGCCUGUUCUUACUCCCCCAGAGGCAGCAUACUCAGUGCACUUUAAGUUCCCAGAAGUGGAGAAGAUGUCGCCUCCUAUCAUUCAGAUGAGCGGCGUCACCUUUGGAUACAGCCCUGACAAGAUUCUGCUGAAGAAUGUGGACCUUGAUGUGCAACUCGACUCCCGUAUUGGUAUUGUGGGACCCAACGGUGCCGGAAAGACAACCGCAUUGAAGCUUCUUAUAGGAGCUCUUCAACCCACCACUGGUAUCAUCUCGCAAAACCCACGAUUGCGCGUAGGAUUCUUCGCGCAACAUCACGUUGACGCACUGGAUCUGAAUGACAGUGCCGUUGGCUUCAUGUCAAAGACGUACCACGGACGAGCAGAUGAAGAGUAUCGUCGUCACCUCGGUGCCUUUGGUAUUACGGGUAUGACAGGUCUGCAGAAGAUGGAGUUACUGUCAGGAGGUCAGAAAUCGCGCGUUGCCUUUGCGUGCCUCGCGUUACAAAACCCGCACAUUCUUGUGCUUGACGAGCCGUCUAACCACUUGGAUAUUGAAGCCAUGGACGCGCUUUCGGAUGCUCUGAACAAGUUCCAGGGUGGUGUACUGAUGGUCAGUCACGACGUUACCAUGUUGCAGAAUGUAUGCACAAGUUUGUGGGUGUGUGAUAACGGCACGAUUGAGCACUUUGACGGUACUGUCAAAGAUUACAAGCGCCGCAUCACAGCGCAAGCAAACGAUGCGGGAGUAGUAGCGAAACACUAG
Molecule: messenger RNA, 2259 nt
Organism: Alternaria postmessia
Lineage: Eukaryota; Fungi; Ascomycota; Dothideomycetes; Pleosporales; Pleosporaceae
Exons: 2
Coding region: 1-2259 (752 amino acids)
Molecular function (GO): ATP hydrolysis activity; ATP binding
Source: RefSeq, a predicted model, not a curated record